Molecule: messenger RNA, 3092 nt
Organism: Rosa rugosa (rugosa rose)
Lineage: Eukaryota; Viridiplantae; Streptophyta; Magnoliopsida; Rosales; Rosaceae
Product: pentatricopeptide repeat-containing protein At2g33680-like
Exons: 3
Coding region: 47-2158 (703 amino acids)
Biological process (GO): RNA modification
Molecular function (GO): protein binding; RNA binding
Source: RefSeq, a predicted model, not a curated record
AUUCGAAUGUUCUCUCGAGGCACAGCCGGUCGCGGUUUAACUCUUUAUGAGUAUUUCUUGUCACUACCGAUCCUUGUUCUCCACUCUCCAACACCACACUCGUCUGAAGGACCUCCAAAGAGGCAAACCUCUCCACGCUCACAUCAUCACAACCGGUUCCUCCUCUUGCGUCUACAUUGCCAAUGCACUCAUCAACCUCUACGUCAAAUCCGGACACUUACACACAGCCCACCUCGUAUUCGAAACCAUACCUCACAAAGACGUGGUCUCAUGGAACACCCUCAUCAACGGCUACUCUCAACAGGGCUUCAGAUACUCCUCGUUUGUGUUGGAGCUUUUUCGACGCAUGCGGGGUGAGAACACCUCCCCGGAUUCGCACACUUUUGCUGGAGUUUGUAAUGCUGCUUCAUAUGUAAAGGCUGUUUUGGGUGGCAGGCAAGUUCACACGGUUGCUGUUAAGGCUGUGGGGUGUUUUGAUGUGUUUGUUGGAAGCUCUCUUGUUAAUAUGUAUUGUAAGAUGGGUCUUGUAAGGGAUGCACGUAAGGUGUUCGAUGAAAUGCUUGUGAGGAAUUCGGUUACUUGGGCUACUAUGAUUUCUGGGUAUGCAAUGCAACAGUUGGGUGCAAAUGCGUUAGAGGUUUUUAUACGGAUGCGUAGGAGUGAGGAGAGGGAAGAAGAGAAUGAGUUUGUUUUGACCGCGGUUCUUAGUGGUUUGGCGGGUCCUGAAUUUGUUGAGACAGGCAAGCAGAUUCAUUGCCUUGCGGUGAAAAAUGGGCUGAUGUGUAAUGUUUCUGUUGGGAAUGCGCUUGUCACGAUGUAUGCGAAAUGUGGGUGUUUAGAUGAUGCGCUUAGAACUUUUGAACUGUGUGGCGAUAAGAAUUCUAUCACAUGGUCUGCAAUGAUAUCUGGUUUUGCGCAGAGUGCAGAUUCGCAAAAGGCUUUGGACUUGUUUUCAGACAUGCAUUUUUCUGGGAUGGUGCCGACCGAGUUUGCGUUUGGUGGGGUCAUCAGUGCCUGUAGUGACAUCAAUGCUCUUGAACAAGGAAAGCAAGUGCAUAGUUAUCUGCUCAAGUUGGGAUUUGAAUUCCAAUUAUAUAUAAUUUCAGCUUUGGUUGACAUGUAUGGCAAAUGUGGUAGCGUUAGUGAUGCUCGGAAAGGGUUUGAUUGUAUAAAAGAGCCUGAUAUUGUUCUUUGGAGUUCUAUGAUCGGAGGGUAUGUACAAAAUGGGGAGAAUGAAGCUGCUUUGAGUUUAUACUGUAGAAUGCAGAGGGAGGGAUUUUUGCCCAAUGAACUCACUAUGGCAAGUCUCCUGAAAGCAUGUUCAAGCCUAUGUGCUUUUGAACAAGGAAAGCAAAUCCAUUCUCAUACCAUUAAGUAUGGAUUCAGUCUUGAAUUUCCAAUUGGAAGUUCUCUUUUCACUAUGUAUGCAAAGUGUGGGAAUUUGGAAGAUGGGAAGUUAGUGUUUAGGAGAAUGCCUACGAGAGAUGUAGUGUCUUGGAAUGCAAUGAUAUCUGGGCUUUCACAAAAUGGGCAGGGUAACGAAGCUCUAGAGCUCUUUGAGGAGAUGCGAUUGGGGGGUACAGAGCCGGACUUCGUUACAUUUGUGAAUGUUCUCUCUGCUUGCAGCCAUAUGGGAUCUGUGGAGAGAGGAUGGAUUUAUUUCAAGAUGAUGUCUAAUGAAUUUGGCAUUGCCCCAAGGGUGGAGCAUUAUGCUUGCAUGGUUGAUGUCCUGAGCCGUGCUGGGAAGUUAGAUGAAGCCAAAGAUUUUAUAGAGUCAGCAACUAUUGAUCAUGGCAUCUGUUUAUGGCGUAUUUUAUUAAGUGCUUGUCGAAACUAUCGGAAUUAUGAAUUGGGAGCAUAUGCCGGAGAGAAGCUAAUGGAGUUAGGCUCGCUAGAAUCACAGGCUUACGUGCUAUUGUCAAGCAUCUAUAGUUCCCUGGGUAGGCGGGAAGAUAUUGAGCGGGUAAGGAGGAUGAUGAAACUUCGAGGGGUGAGUAAGAAGCCUGGCUGUAGCUGGAUUGAGUUGAAGAGUCAGGUUCAUGUGUUUGUUGUUGGUGAUAUGAUGCAUCCACAGAUUGAGAGUAUAGGUGUUGAGAUCCGAAGGUUAAUCAAGCAUAUGAAGGAUGAAGGAUACCAACCUUCCUCUACCACUUUUUGAAGUUCAUGACAAGUUCAUCUGCAGCUGAAGGUUUAAGUUCAUUCUUUGAGUUUUCCUGUAUCAUCAAAUGUAGCUAGGAUCCACUGUAGAGAGCUGCAAGGAGGCUCACCGGGGAACCUAGCUGCGUUUCUCGCCCUGAUGAAAAAUGAUACUCUACUCAUUUGCUUAGACACUGUUCAAGGAGCCUCCGGUAUUUGGACUUCUUUGUACUGAUAAUCAGUCAUGCCCUAAAUGUUAAUGGGAAUGGCUGGGAUAUAUGGAAGUGAUCAAGCUGAUUUUUAGCAUGAUUUCCUUGCCUCUUAAUCCUGUUUGAAAUCAUAUUAUAUGCUGCUGAUGAAUGGUUAACUGCUGAAGUUGUUAGUACUAAAUGCAGAACAGUGUUAAGGAGCCAGGAAACCUCCUGUGGAUGGAGAUAGGAUUGGUCAUUCCAGCAAAAUUGGUGGUGAUGGUAGCAAUGGAGAUGGAUUCUGGGUUCUAGGGCCAGCCUUGGAAUUGGUUAAGUCUUGGAUGCAGAAGUCUAGGGUCUAGUGUUGUUGGGUCUAAAGACGGCCAUUGCUAAAUAGUGUAAGCAAGAUUAUCACUGAGUCUGGUUCUGGUGUGCUGGUGAACUUGCUCUAGGAUGGAACUGAUGAUCUACCGAUUGGAGAUGCUAUUAGGAGAUCUCGGUCGCCUUGGAGGCUAUGGCAUUCUGUUGGAUAUGGGUUGUAGUAUCUGUGGUGAAAUCUUCCCCAAGUGUAUGGAGAAUGAGUUUUAGUAUAGGAUUCAAAGUUACGUGUAAUGCAACUUGAAUCAAAUGUGCAUUGAACUAAACUAACAAGAAGCCAAGCUCUGCCCAAAGAUGGAAGUCACAGCCUAGCUCUGGACUAUGCAUAAUGAGUAAAUUUUUGUGUUCAAUUUUGUCAUUAAAGUAUCCAAGAGUCAAAUGGUACAAGCU